UACACAAUUUUCAGUGUUGUGUUUUUGGUGUGAUAUUAUUUGUAUCGCAUUCCAGCCGUUUUUAUAUUUUUUCAACAAAAUCCUCUGAAAACGAUAUCUUGUACUAUGCAAGUAUGUCGUGUGUGUUUAUCUCAAGAGGACCAGCCGUACCAUUCGUUGUUUUCUGUUCGGGAAGAUCGUACGAUUGCUAAGACGAUAAUGUUCUGCACUGGCGUGAAGAUCAAGCGAAGGGAUGGCCUAUCCCAGCUGGUGUGUGGUACUUGCGCAGAUGAUUUUCUCAAAUUCUUUAAACUGCGUAAACAGUGCCUGGAUACGGAUGCUUUUCUAAGGAAGAGUCUUCUUUUAGAAACUUCAGAGACUACAUCACAAGAUGAGCCAUUCAAUGACAAAGAAAUUGUCUAUGCGAACUCGGUGCAACCAGAAUCUAUAAUUGUAAUUGAAGAAAUUCAGCGUUUGGAAACAGAGCACGAAACAAAACCAACCGUAAUCUCGAAUGAAUGGGUCAUUGAAGAGGUUGAAAUUUUGAAAGAAGAGUUCGAGGAUAUGGAAAGGUUAGAUGACCCGGAUUACGAUGAACCAGAUUCUAAAAUUGAUUCUCAAAUUGAAAAAGAUACAAAACCCACUCUUCGGUUACGGAAGCAAAGAAAUUCGUAUAAGAUUCCUCGAAAACGGAAAAAAGUUGCGGCUUUCGAUAUUGAACUUGAAACUUCAUCAAAAUUUGUCUGCUGCAGCUGUCCGUCGGAGAUGUUUGAAAGUCAGCAAGCUUUGGACACGCAUCGGAUGGAUCAUCACGAGAAGUAUCGCAUAGCAGAUAAUGUUAUACGGCCUUACGAGUGUGACGUUUGCUUCCAACGUUUUCUAACGGAAAAACACCUUCAGCAGCACAAAACACGACCCUACAAGAAACGUGAAUACGUCUGCACUUCGUGUGGAAACGCAUUUUUCGCAAGUAGUACCCUCAAAAAGCACGAAGAAAUUUGCGCUGUCACCGAUCGAAAUUAUGCCUGCGACGAAUGUGGCAAACGGUUCACCCAGGUCGGUUCCUUGCGGAACCAUCUGAAGCUUCACAAUUCGGAAAAAACUCAUUCCUGUCCGAUCUGUGGGAAAACGUUUCUGAAAAAGUUCGAAGUUCCGAUCCAUAUGGUUACACACACGGAGGAACAACCGUUCCCGUGCGAUCAGUGCCCGGCACGGUUCAAGCGAAAGCAAGCCCUGAGAAACCACCAGCGGCACCACAGCAAUCCGACCCCCUACAAGUGUGACCUAUGCGACGAGUGGUUCAACAAUUUCAGCGCAAGGAAAUUUCACCGGCAGAAGGUGCACGAGGGUAUCGAACCGUUCAAGUGUGACCAAUGCGGGGCAAGCUAUGGGCGCAAAAAUCGACUCGAUCAGCACGUCAAGCGUGCUCAUGCGGAAGAUACGAAAGCGGUGAUGAAUAAUUGA
This is a messenger RNA of Topomyia yanbarensis, 1443 nucleotides long. RefSeq names its product zinc finger protein 99-like. Lineage: Eukaryota; Metazoa; Arthropoda; Insecta; Diptera; Culicidae. The record is from RefSeq and is a predicted model, not a curated record. Gene Ontology annotation, biological process: regulation of transcription by RNA polymerase II. Gene Ontology annotation, cellular component: nucleus. The coding region runs from base 106 to 1443 and encodes 445 amino acids. Gene Ontology annotation, molecular function: DNA-binding transcription factor activity; RNA polymerase II cis-regulatory region sequence-specific DNA binding; zinc ion binding. The transcript has 2 exons.